GUCAGCACAUGUACAUUUCGAAAGAGCGACACAAACUAGAGGAUAGGCAUUUACAUGUUAACCGUUCGACUUUCCAUCGAGUGUUUCUUGAUUCCGGAUUAUGAUGGAGUUUACAAGCAACGUUGAUGAAAAAAUGCCACUCUACUCGAUACACAUACAUUACUUCCCCGAGGUUUUACCUCGUCUGUUUUACCGCGGUAUUUUUUCAAUUGCGAUCGCACUCGUCUUUACCGCGGUGCUCCAUAUUUUCACCCGCGGUGGACGCGAGGUGGAAGCACGCGGCAAAGACGAGGUUUUACCGCAGCCUAAUGGGUCCAUAGUUUCAGGCGGUACUGUAUUUUGAAAGGUUCCUUAAAUAACUUAAAUGAUCAAUAGUUUUUUUCCUAUUUUUUUUUCUACAGUUGUAUAUACAAAGUACUUCAACUUAACCUGUUACAUAUAUUUCCAAUCACAAAAAGGUACAUUUUUGGUUAGAGCUUCUUCUAUAGUCCAUCUCAACCCCCUCCCCCAAUAAAAAUGUGUAAAUUGUUGGGCAAAAUAAGCGAAGCACACUAUAAAAUUUUAUCCCAAUCAACAAGAACACUUUUACAGGGUAAAAAUAAUCUUCAAAAAUCUUGCUGGCCAAAGUUGAUUUUAAAAUUAAACUAUAUUCUCAUUCAUCAGUAUGCAAGACACUUGACUGUUAUGAAGGCACUUCAAACUGGGCAGUGGCAACGCUGGAAAGAAAAAGCCUGGAGGUUACAUGUUCUGAUAAAGAAAAGAUGCAAUUAACAAUAUUAUUGUCCCCAGAGGCCAUGAUUGUUUUGAUAAGCACCAAGAAUCACUGACCAAAAGGAUUGCUGCCUCAAGGGACAAGAAUGAAUGCUGCAAGGCAGUUAGGAAAGGGGUAUUUAAAGUGUUGCUCUCCAACAUGACUGUAAAAGUGUGGAAUGCUACAGAGACUCCUAAAAUGGAACAAUUCCACAUGCAACUGAAGGAAAAUAUGCAAUUUGCGAUGGACUUAAAAGGAACCUUAAGCAUUCGACUGCAAAGUGCGCUUUUGUAACGUGCACUGCAGCUAGCUUUACAGCAGGCAAAAAACAUAUAUUGCAAGAGUGGUGAUUGCAAAGAAAAAGGUGAAGGAGCGAGGUCCUUGGGCAAAUCAUGGUUACACUUUGCAAGGUGGUGAAUUAUCUGUCAGUAAAUGUGUAAUUGGCAUACGUCACAAGUUUUCCUUCUAUGGUAAUCAAGCGUAGCACAAUUCAAAUGAACAAAGAAGGAUCCCAAGAUGUGUAUGGAAAGCUGUUCAACAGGGAUUUUCCCAGGCGCUGUUUACACAAGAAUUACCACCUUGAUCCGCUGAGGUAAGAGGAAGCCGUUGUCAUCGUCUCUUAUGCAGAAAAGAACUCUCAGCUGUAGUCUCAACUCGGUGGGGAACUGUUCAUCACCAGGUGUUUUAGAGGUUUAAUAUACAGGUUGAGGCCGCUGGCAGGAUUUCAACAAUGAAGUUUUCUCUGUUCUGUUUGAUGAGUUUGUUGAUGGCGGAUGUGUGCAGUGCUGGUCGAAUAUGGCAAGAUCUUAUAGCACGAAUGCGAAAACGUAGAUCAGUAGCUCCAGCUGGCUUCUUGGAUAUCCACGUCCGAAGCGAAGGUUGUAAUGAUCCAGGCAAAGCACCCAACACAUGUGGUAUCGCUUACAUCAAGGUGAAUGGACGUGAUCACUCUCCGCAUGUCAGGGGUCAUAACGUUGUUGUUGUGGACGCUACAACAGGGGCUGUGACUGGGACAGCGUCUUUUGAUACUCACGGGGAUAGUGGAGCUGGUAACCGCCUGAGAGACUAUCUUAACGGAAUACAUGGAGAUAAAAUCGCUUGUGUCGCCGUUCAAGAUGAAGGUUCAAGAUACGUGUCAGCAGCAUUUGAUGCUCUCAAGAGACUAGGGGCUACUGAUCCCAUCUUAACAGACUUCCGAGGAUCAUUCGCUUUUUGUGGGUACGCACGAGUUAAAAAGCCAUCAUGGGUUGCUCAGCAACAAGCAAACAGUGGCCAGGGACCCAGCGUGAUAUCUUUCAAAGUUCCGUUUACACCACAUCCGUACGUUGAUGUUCACGUUCGAAGUGAAGGCUGCGAGGAUCCAGGAAAGGCACCCAACACAUGCGGCAUUGCUUACAUUAAUGUAGAUGGCACAGAGCGCUCACUUCGCCGUAGAGGACAUAACGUUGUCAUCGUGGAUGCUGGAACAGGUUCCGUGCUUGAUGUUAAAUCAUUUGAUACUCAUGGGGAUAAUAACGCUGGUAACGGCCUUAGGGACUAUCUCAACGGCGUACGAGGAAAUAAGAUCGUUUUGAUCGCUGUUCAAGAUGAAGGUACAAAGUUCUUGUCACCAGCAGUUGAUGCUAUCAAAGGAGUAGGCGGUGUUGAUCCCGUCAUGAUAGAAUACCGAGGAUCAUUUGCUCUCGUCGGAUACGCAGACGCAGCCACAAAUAGACCAGUCUGGAUUGCGCAGCAAGUGCGAGGAAGAGCCCAGGGACCCAGCGUGAUCUCGUCGAGAAUUCCACUCUCACCAAGCAGGCCUCCUUCUGUGGAUGUUGACGUUCGAAGUGAAGGUUGCAAUGAUCCACAAAAAACUCCCAACACAUGCGGAAUUGCUUACAUUAGGGUGAAUGGAAAGGACCACUCUCCUCAUAUCAGGGGACAUAAUGUUGUAGUUUUGGAUGAGGCUACAGGUUCCGUGCUUGAUGCUAAAGCAUUUGAUACUCAUGGAGUUGGUUCGGCUGGUAACAGCCUCAGAGACUUUCUUAACAAUAUACAAGAAAACAAAAUCGUUUUGGUCGCAGUUCAAGAUGAAGGUUCACGAUACAUGUCUUCAGCAGUUGACGCACUUAAGAGACUGGGCGCUGUUGAUCCCGUCACGCCAGACUAUCGUGGAUCAUAUGCUCUUGUGGGAAAUCCGCGAACGGUCAGCCCACCGUGGAUUACACAACAAAGGAGACUAAGUGCCGAAGGACCUAGCGAGAUAAACAUAAACAUCCCGCUUUCAUCAAAUUGCCUUGGUGCUCUUGGCUCGGAAAACGGUGGAAUCCCUGACGGACAGUUAAGUGCCUCUACAGAGUGGGACGCCCAUCUUAAUAUCCCUAUGGGCAGACUACGUUCUGCGAGGUCUUGGUCAGCUCGCGUCAACGAUGCAAAUCAGUGGUACCAGGUUGAUUUGGGUAGCGAGUACACCAAAGUGACGGGUACAGCCACCCAAGGAAGAGGUGAUCACCCCCAGUGGGUAACUAAAUACAAGCUGCAGUACAGUAAGGAUGGAGUGAACUUCAACUACUAUCGGGAACAAGGUGCAGUGAAGGAAUUUCUUGCAAAUACAGACCAGCACACGGUUGUUUAUCACGUGCUCAUUCCACCAAUUAUGGCUCGCUACAUCCGGUUUAAAAUACUCACUUGGCACGGACACAUAUCAAUGAGGGCGGAGGUCUAUGGUUGUCCAGGAUGUCGACAAGCUCUUGGAAUGGAAAAUGGUGUUAUCAGUGACGAACAAAUCAGUGCUUCUUCACAAUGGGACGCCAAUCACGCCGCCGUUCAGGGCAGAUUGCACUUUAAAGCAGGUGGAGGCAAGCAAGGAGCUUGGUCAGCUCGUGCCAACGAUGUAAACCAGUGGCUCCAGAUUGAUCUAGGUAAUAUGUACACCAAAGUGACUCGUGUAGCAAGCCAAGGUCGACAAGGCAGUGAUCAAUGGGUAACUAAAUACAAACUUCAGUACAGUACAGAUGGAGUAAACUUCCAAUACUACAAGGACGAAGGACAAGCCGCAGACAAGGAAUUUCUUGGAAACGCAGACCAAAACACUGUUGUUUAUCAUGCACUCUAUCCAGCAGUUAGCGCGCGUUACAUCCGGUUUCGACCACUCGUUUGGCACAAUCACGUAUCAAUGAGGGUCGAGGUUUAUGGUUGUCAAGGAUGUAGAGAUGCUCUUGGAAUGGAAAGUGGUGUCAUCACUGACGGACAAAUCAGUGCUUCUUCACAAUGGGACGCCAAUCACGCCGCCGUUCAGGGCAGAUUGCACUUUAAAGCAGGUGGAGGCAAGCAAGGAGCUUGGUCAGCUCGUACCAACGAUGUAAACCAAUGGCUUCAGAUUAAUUUGAAUGGGUACGUUACAUUGACACAUGUGGCAAGCCAAGGAAGGAAUGCCCACGACCAAUGGGUCACUAAAUACAAGUUGCAGUACAGUACAGAUGGAACGAACUUCCAGUACUACCAGGAACAAGGCAAAGACAAGGAGUUUCCUGGAAACACAGAUCGGGACACUGUUGUUAGUCAUCAACUUAACCCGCCAGUUGAGGCACGUUUUGUGCGUUUUCGACCAGUCACUUGGAAAAAUCACAUCUCAAUGAGGGUGGAGCUCUAUGGGUGUGCAAGCGUAUCCCCAGACCAUUGCGCGAACAGUCCAUGCCAGAACGAAGCCACGUGUGUCAAUCUUCAGGCAGGCUAUCGCUGUGAUUGUAAAACUGGUUAUUCUGGAGAUAACUGCGAAACAGAUAUCAACGAGUGUGCUCCUGCACCUUGUCAAAAUGGCGGCACAUGUGUGGAUCUUGUCGGAAGUUACCGCUGUGAUUGUAAAACAGGAUAUUCUGGUACCAACUGUGAAACUGAUAUCAACGAGUGCUCACCUGAUCCUUGUCAAAAUGGCGGCACAUGUGUUGAUCUUGUUGGAAGUUACCGCUGUGAUUGUAAAACAGGAUAUUCUGGUAACAACUGUCAAACAGACAUCAACGAGUGCUCGCCUGAUCCUUGUCAAAAUGGCGGUACAUGUGUGGAUCUUGUUGGAGGUUAUCGCUGUGAUUGUAAAACGGGAUAUUCUGGAACCAACUGUGAAACAGAUACCAACGAGUGCUCACCUGAUCCUUGUCAAAAUGGCGGCACAUGUGUGGAUCUUGUUGGAAGUUACCGCUGUGAUUGUAAAACAGGAUAUUCUGGAAGCAACUGCGAGACAGAUAUCAAGUCUACCAACGAGUGCUCACCGGAUCCUUGCCAAAAUGGCGGCACAUGUGUGGAUCUUGGUGGAAGUUACCGCUGUGAUUGUAAAACGGGAUAUUCUGGAAGCAACUGUGAAACAGAUAUCAACGAGUGUGCACCUGCUCCAUGCAGAAAUGGUGGGACAUGUGUGGAUCUCAUUGGAAGUUACCGCUGUGACUGCGCUACUGGAUGGCUUGGGUCAACUUGCGAGGAGCCCGAAAUAGAUGAAUGUGAAGAGUAAUAUGCCAUGCUCCCAAGAACAGGUUCGUAAAAAAAGAUUUUCAAGACAGCAAAUACUUAAACGAAGAUUCAUAAUACAGGAUUUCAACAUUUUAGCCCGCUUUUUCUGAUCGAAACAAUAAAGUUCCAUUG
Orbicella faveolata is the source of this 5362-nucleotide messenger RNA. RefSeq lists its product as uncharacterized. NCBI's taxonomy places the organism in Eukaryota, Metazoa, Cnidaria, Anthozoa, Scleractinia, Merulinidae. The record is from RefSeq and is a predicted model, not a curated record. Gene Ontology annotation, molecular function: calcium ion binding.